Messenger RNA from Anoplopoma fimbria (sablefish), 985 nucleotides. It is a transcript of the gene rnf151, whose product is annotated as ring finger protein 151. The transcript is spliced from 4 exons. Gene Ontology annotation, biological process: regulation of canonical NF-kappaB signal transduction; positive regulation of JNK cascade. Lineage: Eukaryota; Metazoa; Chordata; Actinopteri; Perciformes; Anoplopomatidae. Gene Ontology annotation, molecular function: zinc ion binding. The record is from RefSeq and is a predicted model, not a curated record. Gene Ontology annotation, cellular component: plasma membrane signaling receptor complex. The coding region runs from base 86 to 826 and encodes 246 amino acids.
GUGUUAUUGCGUGUGACAUGUGAGCCCACAGAUAUGGAGUAAACCAGCGCCGGGGAUGGAAACACGGUGAAGAAAGAAGAUUGUCAUGGCGGACCCAGAGGUGUCAACACAAAGUGGGGGCUAUGAUGUGGAGCUGUUUGUGGACACUCCAGACUACGAUCUGAUCUGCACCAUAUGCCAGGGGGUCCUCAGGUGUCCAGUAAGAGCUGCAUGCCACCACAUCUUCUGCAAGAAAUGCAUCCUACAGUGGCUGAAGAGACAGGAGACCUGCCCCUGCUGCAGGAAGUCUGUCAACCCGAGCUUGAUCUUUGUCAUGUUCAAGCUGAGCAAAUCUAUUGGACGCAUGAAGAUCAAGUGUAAGAAUGAGAUCCGUGGUUGUGCAGAGACCUUCCCUCUCUCGGAGCAAUACUGCCACAGCAUGAGCUGUCUGUACGAGCUCAUCCCGUGUCCGUACCAGGGCUGCCGGGCACAGCUCCUCCGCAGGGACCUGGACACCCACGCACGCCACUGCGAACACUGGCGUCAGCCCUGCCACAUGGGUUGUGGGACAAUUCUCUCCCACCGCACCCAGGCUCAACACAACUGCUACAAGCAACUGAGGCAGGAGUACGAGGCCAGACAGAGGAACCACAGGGCCAUCGCAACAACCCUGCAGAGGAAGAUGAGGAGGAUGCAGAGCACCAUGACCCACAUGAAGAGGCAGAUAGGGCUGAUCUGUGAAAGCCUGGAAGUGAUGGAUGAUCUGCACGAGGUGGAAGAGGAGGACCUUGGAGAGAGCAGUGGCAGCUCUGGUGGGACUCCAAGUAGCAGCAACACCAACUGCUGAGGGACAGUUACUGCUGCUUAUUGGCUGCUGCUGUGUAUAAUAUCUGCAUGUCAUUUCUUCUUUCAAGGUGUGUGUUUUUAGAAAAUGUAGAUACAUGAAUAAAAAGAGUGAAUUAACAAUCUUGUGCUGUAGUUUAAUCUGUUUUGUCAAUACAGUAUU